This is a messenger RNA of Ogataea philodendri, 822 nucleotides long. RefSeq lists its product as uncharacterized. Gene Ontology annotation, biological process: translation. Lineage: Eukaryota; Fungi; Ascomycota; Pichiomycetes; Pichiales; Pichiaceae. The coding region runs from base 1 to 822 and encodes 273 amino acids. The transcript has a single exon. Gene Ontology annotation, molecular function: structural constituent of ribosome. Gene Ontology annotation, cellular component: ribosome; mitochondrion; small ribosomal subunit. The record is from RefSeq and is a predicted model, not a curated record.
AUGUUGACGGCCAGCUGUUUGCGCACUGCGCGCCGGCAGUUUUCGCUAAGCGCCCGGAAAUUGAACAUCAAUAAGCAGCUGGACGAGCUGGCGGCUCUCAAGUUGCAAGGGUCCAAGGUGCCAACGGUGGACUCGGUCAAGGCGGAGAAAUCAAGACUGGUGGACGCUUUUGGCCAGUACGAGCCGCAGGUGCUGACGACCGAGGAGGUGCUUCCCGGAUCGUCCAGACCGCUUCCGAUCAACGCCGAGCUCAACUACUACGCUCCAUUGAAACACGAGGUCAAGCACGGCCAUCUCAAGGCAGAGAUAGUGUUCAAGGCGUUCGAGCCAGCAAACCUCGAAUUCAUCGCCGACUUUGCGCUCAGAGUCGCCUACUACCUGGGUCUGCCAGCCACGGGCCCGCUGCCGUUGCGCAAGAGAACAGAAAGAUGGACGGUUAUCAAGUCGCCGUUCGUGCAUGCCAAGACAAAGGAGAACUUUGAAAGACACACCCACGGCCGCAAAAUCAAGAUCUGGGACGCCGACAACGAGGUCAUCGACAUCAUGCUCAGUGUUCUGCAGAAACACUCCAUGUGGGGAGUUGGAAUGAAGUGCAACAUGUACGUCCAGGAGCCGUUGGGCAUGGGUAAAGCCAUGCAAAAGCUCUCGGACAACGCAAAACAGGUGUCGGAUCUCUCGUCAACGUUGGAUACGUUGCACGAGGAGUCCGACUCUCCAGUGGCCCAAAAGGUGGUGGAGUUGUUGAAAGACCCGCUUUUUGCACAACAUCUGACCUCCGAACAGUUGGAACAGGUCCAACAGAAGGCCUCAAACUCCGACUAG